Anastrepha obliqua is the source of this 697-nucleotide messenger RNA. RefSeq lists its product as uncharacterized. Bases 74 to 697 code for a protein of 207 amino acids. NCBI's taxonomy places the organism in Eukaryota, Metazoa, Arthropoda, Insecta, Diptera, Tephritidae. The transcript is spliced from 2 exons. The record is from RefSeq and is a predicted model, not a curated record.
CUAUUGUUAAAAAGUAGUGAUGAAACGAAAAUAAAGAAAAGAAACUGGAAAGGGGGUUGAAGUGAAAAGAACGAUGGAUAAAUUUAUAGUGCGACGGAAAAGAAAUAACGAAGUGAGCGUGGAAGAUGCGGUUAGACAAGUCGAGGUGGAACAACUGACAGAAAUUCAGUAUACUAAAGCUGACGAGCGCGUUGAUGUAGUAGAUUGCAAUCAAAAUCAAUACCAAGAAAGCAAUAAAAACGAUAUUAAAAAACAUACUUCAAAAAGUCUAACCACACCCCCGCGUUUCAAACGCUAUAAAGAACAAUAUCCAUGGCUUAUAAUCAAAAAUGAUAAAGGAUUUUGCACUGAUUGUACUGAUGCAUGCGAACGGAAAUUAGUCAUCAAUUUGCACACGCGUGAAGUCCAAUCUAAGAAAGCCUGGGUUGACGACGGUUUUUCAAACUGGAAGCAUGGAGCAGAUCGACUAAAAAUUCAUUCAACAACUUGCCUACACCUCAAUUGCGUCGAAGCAUUAUUGAACGUUGCAAAAACUAACGUGGUUCAGCAAAUAUCGACAGCCCAUUUCAAGCAGAUGAUGGAUAAUCGUACAGCGUUAUUAAAAAUAUUCAGCACAUUGAAAGCACUGGCUAUACAAGGUUUGCCUAUAAGAGGAGACAACAAUGAUGAAAGAUCGAACUUCAUGACGUUCCUAUAG